ACGCAAUUGGACCCUGAACCUGAGAGAUCCUGCUGUCUGUCUGACCAAUAAGGCUGCUCUUCUGGAGAGGGAAGCUUCUUUCUGGCAUAUUCUUACUUAACAAAUAAGACAAACCUGGAACCGCAAAAUCCAGGAGAGAGCAUUUCAACAAACAGCCCACUUUAAGGAUGCAGGACGGGAGUUGGAAUCAGCCACUCCCCAUCUCUCUGCUGCUAAAAGACUCAGCAGCAGGCAGGACUCUGGAGGGCGAUGGAGGUGUGUUUUCUGAGGCGUCCUCUGACGGGGAACUCUACCUGGACUCUGUGACAGAGCUGGAUUCUGGAGACGGGGACUUUGCAGAUCUCACUGCCUUCUUAAAUGCAGAAGAGAUUAAUCGUAGCCUGGACCUGGCCCGGGAGGCCUUUGGUGAAUCUGAAGAUCCAGGCCCCUCUAAUCCUACACCCCAGGAGCAGGUUCUCCAAUCAAUCCCCAAUCCCUCCCACCCUGUGAACACCCAGACAACUGAAAGCCUCACCACAAGCCAAAACCUGUACCGCCAGACCAAAGCCCCCUGCCCAGAUGAUAACGCAGCAGUUAAAGCCUCUCCCAGCCAGAACGCUGCCCUCAGCAAACCUGUACAGGUGUCCGGUGAGGCCCCGUCCUCUGCUGAGAAGGCUGUCCGUCACAAACCCAUGCAGCCCGUUUAUAAGCAGGAUAAACCCAGGCUGGUUCAUGCAGACCUGGAGCUGAAUGAUCGGGCUGCUUCAGCCACGGAGUUCUGUAGCCGAGCUGCCACGUUCAUCGAGGAGCUGUCCUCUAUUUUCAAAGGUUCUACUCAUCUGGAGCAGCAGGUGGAGGAGGACUCGUCCUCUCCUGAUAGUGGCUAUCUGUCUCCCAGGAGCCAGCGGCCAGUCCCUCAGGGCUCUGCCUCUGCCCCCUCUCUGCCUCCCAGCCAGCCAGAGCAGACUCAGUAUAGCCAGACAGACACGGCCCCUCAGCCUGGAGGCCUGGUGGGGCUGGCAGCUUCUGCACGGUAUCAACACUCUGGAGCACCGACCACAACUGGACCUCUGUCUCCUCCUCAAUUCCUCCAGAAGCUGAAGAGUCAGGAGGUGGCAGAGGGAAGCCCCAUCCGUCUGGAAUGUCGAGUCAGAGGAAACCCCCUGCCGCUCGUCAGGUGGUUCUGUGAGGGCCGUGAGCUACACAACUCUCCCGACAUACAGAUCUGGAGGGAUGGUGACCUGCACACACUAGUGAUCACUGAAGCCUUUGAGGACGAUACAGGACGUUACACCUGCGUGGCGUCCAACAGUCUUGGAGCAGACAAUACCUCUGCUGAGGUUUACAUUGAAGGAGCUUCGUCCUCAGACUCAGAAGGAGAAGGAGCAGCAUCAAAAUCCAGAUCAGGAACCAUGCCUCAGGUACAGAAGAAGACAACUUCAAUGUCCCUAACAAUUCGCUCAUCAUCUCCCAAAACCACUGAUGUCCUUCCUCAUCGCUCCACUCUGGUCCAGUCCCUGUCUCAGCCCCAACAGCGGAUGCAGAGCCCAGUGUCUUCACUGUAUGGUGCUGAGGUGUCAGGCCCCCCUGUAUUCACCAAGCUCUUGCAGGAUGCUCAGGCGUCUGAGGGCCAGGUGGUGGUUCUGGAGUGCAGGGUCCGUGGAAGCCCUCCUCUGCAGGUCCGAUGGUACCGCCAGGGAGAGGAGAUCCUGGACUCCCCUGAUUUUCGUAUUCUCCAGAAAAAGCCUCGAUCUGCAGCUGAGCCAGAGGAGAUCUGCACCUUGGUAAUAGCUGAGGCCUUUCCAGAGGAUGGAGGUCUGUUCUGCUGCACAGCGUCAAACCCAUAUGGCUCCAUUAACAGCACAGCCCAACUCACUGUCACUGCAGCAUCCGAGGACUCAUCCAGUAAUGGCAUGUCUGGUGAUAGCUCUGGGUUUGAGGAUACGGCAGCCUUCCCCCCUCCUCCCCCACCUACAGAGAUCAGCCUCCUGGAGCUGCCACCCAAGACGCUGCCUCAUCCCGCCACUGAGGCUUUCCAUAUCAAGGAGCUGGAGAUCUGGCCCAGUGUGUCAGCUCUGCCUCCAGUACAAAUAGGCUCAGAGGUGGAGGACAAGGACAAGGGGAAAGCGUCUGCACAGAAUGGCCAACCUCUGAAUCCGCCAUCACCUCCAAGCCCGCCUAAAGAGACCACACCGGCACCCCCACCUCCUCCUCCACCACCUCCACCUCUACCACAGUCUGACCUUAUGGCAGAUAUUCCAGUCAUAGCCAGUCCAGCUCAAGUGUCACCAGAGUCACCUCCAACCCCAGGCAAGCUGUCUCCAUCCCCUGCAAAGGAUGGUCCUCCACUGCCCACAAAGCCCAAACCAAAGCUAGCUGAGAGUAUAGAGGAGGAGACAGAAAAUUACAGGAACGCGUCCCAGUUGAAGCAGCUGCAGGACCAGAUUCUGUUGGAACAGCAAGAAGCAGCCAAUUGGCAACAGCAGCAGGAACAGCAGAGCCAGGAAGUCCCGCCUCCACCCCAGCAAGCACCUCAGGAAUUGCCGCCACCUGCUCCACCAUCUCCACCUCUCCCCCCUCCUCCCUCCUUCCAGGAGUUGGAGAACAGCGUCACCAUGCAGGCCAGCACCUUCAACUAUGCCCGGCCCAAGCAGUUCAUCGCUGCUCAGAGCCCCGGAGGGUCGGCCUACGUCACCCAGUCCUCUGGCUCGUCAGGGUCCAGCCUGUCCUCCCCGCUGUCUCCUCCCACCUCGCAUAAGCCCUUCAGCAGGGUCACCGUGCCCCCCUUCACCAAGGCCGGCAGCGUGGAGUCUCCGAGCUCUCCUUCCUUCCCGCCUCCACCUCCGCCCUUCCUCAGCUCCAGUAACCUGUCCUCUCCAUCAGGCCCUGCCCAAGACUUCCCUCCUCCCCCACCUCCUCCUCCUCCACCCAUGUCCAUGUCUCCAGCCCACUCAGAUAUGUCCUCUCCAUUCUCCUCCGUCCCUCCAUCUCCAGCCUCUAGCUUCCUGUCCUCAGUGUUGCCCUCCACACCCUCCACACCCGGCAGUCCUACAGUCAACGCCCUGGGCCUGCCUAAGGGAAAUGGGACUGUCAAAGCGUUCCCUAGGAAGUCUUCGGUCACCAAGACACCCCGCAUCGCCUCUGACUCGGACAUUCAGGGAUCCAAGGACGCCGUCAUCCAGGAUUUGGAGAGAAAACUGCGCUUUAAAGAGGAGCGCAUAAGCAAUGGUCAACAGAGGUUAACCUAUGAGGAGAAGAUGGCUCGCAGACUGCUGGGUGCUGACAACGCUGCCACAGUCUUAAACACACAGGACACAGAGGAGGAGCCAGUCACACAGGAAGACAAGUCAUCUGAUAGAGAAUCUUACCCUCAAAAGGAAUACAAAGUGUCCAGCUUCGAGCAGCGCCUGAUCAGCGAGAUUGAGUUCCGUCUGGAGCGCUCUCCAGUGGAGGAGUCGGACGACGACGUGCAGCACGACGAAGACUCUGCCGGCCAGGGGGUGGCACCAUCCUUUGAUCAGAAGCUUAAACACUACAAAGUCUUUGAGGGCAUGCCAGUCACCUUCUCCUGUAAGGUCCAUGGAGACCCCAAACCAAAGGUCUACUGGUUCAAGGAUGGCAAGCAGAUCUCUAAGAGAAGCGAGCACUACAGGAUCAGCCGUGAAGCCGAUGGCACCUGCUCCCUUCACACAGCUGCAGCCUCGCUGGAUGAUGACGGCAACUACACCAUCAUGGCAGGCAACCCUGAGGGCAGGGUAAGCUGCACCGGCAGGAUGAUGGUCCAGGCGGUGAACCAGCGAGGCCGCAGCCAGCGCUCUGCACCUGGACACAUGCGCAGGCCCAGGUCCAGGUCUAGAGACAGCGGUGACGAGAAUGACAACAUCCAAGAGCGUCACUUCCGCCCCCACUUCCUGCAGGCGCCAGGCGACCUCAUCGUUCAGGAGGGCCGACUGUGCAGGAUGGACUGCAAGGUGAGCGGCUUACCCACCCCUGACCUCAUCUGGCAGCUGAACGGACAGACCAUCCGUCCCGACUCCGCCCACAAGAUGCUGGUGAGGGAAAACGGCGUGCACUCAUUGGUCAUCGAGCCCGUGACCAGCCGUGACGCUGGCAUCUACACCUGCAUCGCCAGCAACCGAGCUGGGCAGAACUCAUUUAACCUGGAACUCAUUGUUGCAGCCAAAGAGAUGCACAAGGCCCCAUCAUUUGUGGAGAAGCUGCAGAACACAAGCGUGGCUGAGGGUCAUCCUGUGCGGCUGGAAUGCCGCGUCACAGGGGUUCCCUACCCACAAAUCUUCUGGAAAAGGGAGAAUGAGUCUUUCACCCACAACACAGACAGAAUCAGCAUGCACCAGGACAACUGUGGCUACCUGUGUAUGAUCAUCCAGCCAGCCAUGAAAGAAGACGCCGGCUGGUACACUGUGUCAGCCAAGAAUGAUGCAGGCAUCGUAUCCAGCACCGCACGCCUCGACAUCCACACUCAGUGGCAGCAGCCCAACCUCCCCAAGCCUAAGAAGGUGCGUCCCUCCACCAGCCGCUACGCUGCACUGACAGAGAGAGGGCUGGACGUGAAGGCGGCCUUCUUCCCGGACUCCAGCCCACUGCAGCCCGGCGGCUUGGUGGAAAGCGACGACCUGUAAGAGAUCACAGGCAGGUGCGAGGAUUUACGACAUCACCCCCAAAAAAAAGAAUAAAAAAAAAACCUUGAAAGCUGCCCUUGCUCCCAGCACAGAUACUUUACGACAGCGAGAGGGGGGCAGGAUAUAACCUCGUCCACCAUCAUUGAACUGCAGAUACAGAACUAAGGGCGUCGGUGGGCAGAGUGAGCUGGUGCAGCCGUGGUUUUCUUAUGUUUUUAUAGUAUGACACAACCCAUUAUAUUACAGAAUUCAUCAAGGUGUUUGCCCAAGCUUCAUUUUAUCAACUGGACCUGGAAAAUCAUUGACAAGAAAAGACUGUUUAAAAAUCUGCUCUCUCGUGUCUCAUGAACUUUACGGUUGACUCUGUUCUGCAAAGCGCCUCCUGUUUAAGUGCCUCUCAUUUCUGUACAAGGUUUAAAAAUUAUUCAAAACAUAGAAUUACUAUGCAUGUUCAAGUGGUGCCAUUUGCAAUACACAGAGUAAUACUGUAUCUAGCACUCUCAGACUAUGUGCAGAGAAGACUUAAAAAGAGACUGAAUGAUUCAAAGCAUCAUAGCUUUGACAAAGGAGAUCACAGACUUUUAUAAUGUGGGCUUGUGUAGCACAGUGCUGAUAUCUACAGUAUCUGAUUAUAGCAUCAUACAGUCUCAGUGUUGUCAGGUCAUAGAUUAGCUUACAGAUAUUGGACAAGGCCGGGCCUUACAAACAGUAUGUUUAGUGUUUUGGGGAAUUUUUUUGUUGUUGUUUAGUGAAAGAAAUGAGGUUUAGGAAAGAGAAAGCUUUCACACGGAUGAGAUUUGUUUGGUUAUGGGUGCAACUGAUCGGAUUAAACAGGAAGAGACAGAUGGAAAAAAGCAGGUUUUUGUGAUGGACGUCAAUUUUAAUGUGGUAAGAAGGAUGUGAAUGACAGCGGCAGUGGUGAAGAUGAAAGUUGUGAUAUAGAAAUAUGGAAAACUUUUGGUGAUGGUGGGUCACUUCUCUGAUUUUUUUUCUUCUCUGACAGUUUAUUUUACAAGUGUGAAAUGAAAUGUUCUCACUCAAGAGAGAGGGUGCUGUGAAAGGUUUCAGUGUAUUUGUCACACACAUCACAGAUUGUCCAUUUUAUUUUUGUAUGGAAAAAAAAAACAUAAUCUUUACUUUCCCAACAAUCUUGACAUAAAUUAUAUCAGCAACCUUUUGUUCACUGAUAAAACAAUCCUUUCUGUAUCAUGAAGUUUUAUAAAUAUAUUUACUGCCUUAAAUCACUUUUUAGGCUUAAUGUAAACACAAUUUUCUUUGCAUGUUAGUUUUGGACACUUGUACGGUGCCAAACAACUUUACCAGGAUGUACAAAAACACAGCUUUUUUUCCAGUAAUCAGGGGUAGCAGACACUCUUAAGCUGGCAAAAAGUGAAAAGCAAGGUAUAUUUAUAUCUACUAUUUUUGUCACCUCUGUAAUACUAUACAAAGUGGACAUCUUUUUCUGUGUCUGUUCAGAGCUUGCAUCAGCUGACAGUUACUGUGUUUGCACAUUUCUAUGCCAAUCAAUGCCUGUAUAUGGAUUGUUCUCCUGAUAUUAUUUUAGGUUAUGAAAGUUAAUAAAAAUCUCUUCAGACA
Molecule: messenger RNA, 6215 nt
Organism: Lates calcarifer (barramundi perch)
Lineage: Eukaryota; Metazoa; Chordata; Actinopteri; Centropomidae
Gene: palld
Product: palladin, cytoskeletal associated protein
Exons: 23
Coding region: 168-4619 (1483 amino acids)
Source: RefSeq, a predicted model, not a curated record